Molecule: messenger RNA, 2082 nt
Organism: Xyrauchen texanus (razorback sucker)
Lineage: Eukaryota; Metazoa; Chordata; Actinopteri; Cypriniformes; Catostomidae
Product: carbonic anhydrase 6-like
Exons: 10
Coding region: 106-1689 (527 amino acids)
Molecular function (GO): zinc ion binding; carbonate dehydratase activity
Source: RefSeq, a predicted model, not a curated record
UGCACUUGGUGUUACAUUCAGCACCUCUUUACAAUCCUGUGAGAUAGGCACGUGGAAACUUCAGAGCACACAUCAACACAGUGAGAUUACUGCUCAAGUUUGAGUAUGGAGCUGUUUGCAGUGCUGUUAUAUGCGGGUUUGGUGGAUGUUGCAUUGGCUGGAAUAGAUGGAGCAAAGUGGACAUACUCAGAGGGAGAACUGGAUCAGAAGCACUGGGCAGAAAAGUUUCAAGAGUGCGGUGGGAACCAACAGUCUCCCAUUGACAUUCAGAGACGCAAAGUGCGUUACAAUCCGCGAAUGCAACUGCUCGAGUUGACAGGUUAUGAUGAGAUGCAAGGGAACUUUCUCAUGAUAAACAAUGGACAUUCAGUGGAAAUUCAUUUGCCUCAGACUAUGAUGAUUACCAAAGGUUUUCCAAAUCACUAUACUGCUGUCCAAAUGCAUCUGCACUGGGGAGGCUGGGACCUGGAGGCCAGUGGAUCAGAGCACACAGUGGAUGGCAUCCGCUACAUGGCUGAACUCCAUAUCGUUCACUACAACUCUGAGAAGUACAGCAGCUUUAUAGAGGCCAAAGAUAAACCAGAUGGCCUAGCAGUUUUAGCCCUUUUUUAUGAGGAUGGGCAUUUUGAGAACACAUACUACAGUGAUUUCAUUGCAAACCUGGCAAAGGUCAAGUAUGCAGGCCAGUCUAUGAAUAUCUCUAACUUGAAUGUACGCUCCAUGCUACCAGAGAACCUCAACCACUUUUUCAGAUAUCAAGGCUCGCUCACCACACCGCCAUGCCACGAGAGCAUUCUGUGGACAGUGUUUGAUACCCCCAUUACCCUUUCUCACAAUCAGAUCAGGAAAUUGGAGAGCACAUUAAUGGACCAUGAAAAUAAGACCCUGUGGAAUGACUACCGGAUGGCCCAGCCUCUGAAUGACAGAGUGGUGGAGUCUUCUUUCCUCCCACGUCUGGGCAAAGGAGGAAUAUGCCGCCAAGAGGAGAUCGAGUCUAAGCUUAAAAAGAUUGAGAGCCUUAUUAUGUCGCUGGACAAAAAAGUGCUUUCAGGACCAUCAUCUACAAGUAUGGGUCCACAAUCUCUGUCGCCACUGGUCCUGUACUUCUCUGAAAAGAAUCUGGAGAGUUAUGCCUUGGUGAACUUAACUCAUCCAAUGAACCUGCAGUCCUUCACAGCCUGCAUGAACGUCCAUACACCGCCAAUGCAUGACCUCACCGUGCUGUCCUACUCCACCUCACACAAUGACAAAGAGCUCAUGAUCACUUUGGGCUUACAAGUGGGUCUCUGGGUCGGCGAUGAGUUUGUGAAUUUGCCUUUUGACCGUCAAUCCCAAGACUGGACAAAUUACUGCUUUACCUGGUCCUCUCAUACUGGAGGGGCUGAGCUGUGGGUGAAUGGACUGGUCGGCGAAGAACGGAAUAUUCGUGCAGGGUAUACCAUUGCAUCUGGAGGAACCCUUAUUCUAGGGAUGGACCAGGAUGGCUUUUUAGGAAUCUCAGCUACAGAUGCAUUUGUGGGCCAAAUGACAGAUGUGAAUGUGUGGGAUUACGUGUUGACUGUGGAGGAGAUUGAGGAGCAAAUGUCGUGCGGUAAUGGAAAAGCAAAAGGAAAUGUCUUGAGCUGGGGCAUCACACAGCUUAGGCUGUAUGGAGGAGUUCAGCUUCAGGCUGAACAGGUUUGCCACUGAGAGAGAGCACCACUGCCUGCAGUCAUUUUUAAACAAAUGUCAAUAUCAGCAAUAUUAGCUUUGCAAACUUGUAAUGUAUACUGUCCCGGGGGAUUAAAUGCUAUUUUUUUUAAUUCACUCUGUAUUUUAGAUUAUUAAAAAAUUGUGUCUUGCAUUAAGUUCACAUCAUAUAUGAUGAUAAAAAUGAUGCAAUGACCGUGUUUUUUAAUAACAUAAGGAAUAUAAGGACAAUUUAUUAAUUUUCAUAUAUAUAUAUAUAUAUAUAUAUAUAUAUAUAUAUAUAUAUAUAUGGUUGACAAGAGAUAUUUUUUUGGGUGGUGGCAGGUGUUGCAAAAAGUUUAUUUUGGAUCUUGAAUAUAAGCAUUUCAAUGUAUUUUACCUGGUUUAAUAAUG